Messenger RNA from Epinephelus moara (kelp grouper), 3099 nucleotides. RefSeq names its product ectonucleoside triphosphate diphosphohydrolase 6 (gene entpd6). The transcript has 14 exons. The record is from RefSeq and is a predicted model, not a curated record. Gene Ontology annotation, molecular function: GDP phosphatase activity; UDP phosphatase activity. Gene Ontology annotation, cellular component: Golgi apparatus; membrane. NCBI's taxonomy places the organism in Eukaryota, Metazoa, Chordata, Actinopteri, Perciformes, Serranidae. Gene Ontology annotation, biological process: nucleoside diphosphate catabolic process. Bases 192 to 1526 code for a protein of 444 amino acids.
GGCCACGUUACCACCUCCUGUCGCUCUGACGUCAUCAGACGGCGCCGUGUUGUCAGCAGUAGCAGAGGUCUGUGGUGAAGACAUGAUGAAAACUAACGUGAUUAACGUGUUCAUUUAACGGAGCAGCUGUUGACGGGUCGAACUCGACUGUCAGGAUGCAGCUGUCGUAGCUCCACACAGAAUGAGUCGUGAUGAAGAGACCAAAGCUUGCCGGAGUCUUCCUCUUGGCGGGCUGCCUGCUCGCCUACCUGAUGUUUGUGAAGCGUCACUACUCUGCCGCAAAGCCCGAAGCCUACAGACUACCUCCCCACCUCCGGCCCGCCACGCACCAGCCUGCAGAUGUUAGGCCCGUCCCUGCCGCUGCUGCCGCUGCUGGACAGAGCUUCCAGUAUGGCAUCAUGUUUGAUGCUGGGAGCACUGGGACCAGAGUCCAUGUCUUCAAGUUCCAGAUGGAGAAUAAUGAAGCUCCCAAACUGGCCCACGAGACGUUCAGGGCCAUCAAACCUGGACUGUCUGCAUACGCUGAUGAUCCAGAGAAGUGUACAGCAGGAAUCCUGGAGCUGCUACUGGUGGCCAAGUCCAGCGUCCCCCCCUUCGUCUGGGACAUCACCCCUGUGGUCCUGAAGGCCACAGCUGGCCUCCGACUGCUGCCUGGAGAGAAGGCCAAACACCUGCUGGACAGGGUGAGGGCGCUGUUUGAGGACUCUCCCUUUCUGUCCAGAGACGACAGCGUGUCCAUCAUGGACGGCACUGAUGAAGGGAUCUCUGCCUGGAUCACUGUCAACUUCCUCACUGGUGACCUCCACAGUGUGGACUCUCCCACAGUGGGGAUGUUGGACCUGGGUGGGGGGUCGACUCAGAUCACCUUCAGCCCUCAGGACGAGAAAACCAUCCAGACCUCACCCAUCGACUACAUCAGGUCCUUCCAGAUGUUCAACAACACACACACUGUCUACACUCACAGGUACACACAAGUUGGACUGUCCUGUGUGUGUGUGUGUGUGUGUGUGUGUGUGUGUGUGAGAGCAGUAGGCGGCAGCACUGAGCUGGUCAGUCCCUGCCUUCCUCCGGAGUCGUCGGUCAGGUGGGAGCACGCCGAUGUCAUCUACACUGUGAAGGGACAGAAGGCAGGGGAGCCAGUGUACGAGGCGUGUCUGACCAAGGUGGAGAAGGUUCUGUACAGAAAGGUGAUGAAGGCGUCCGAGGCUGAAGACGUGGAGUUCUACGCCUUCUCCUACUACUACGACCGAGCCGUUGACAUCGGGGUCAUCGAGGAGAAGACGGGUGGGACCAUCCAAGUGGCUGAUUACAUCACUGGAGCUAAAAGAGUGUGCAACGGUCCGUCCGUCAGUCCUCUGCAGAGCCCCUUCCUCUGUCUGGACCUGGUCUACAUCUCAGUCCUGCUGCAGGAGCUCGGCUUCCCCCCACACAAACACUUCAAGUUGGCGAGGACGAUCGGCGGCGUGGAGACCAGCUGGGCUCUCGGAGCGACGUUUCAUUACAUCGAGUCUCUGAAGAGACACUGAAGCUUUUAUUGUGAAAGGACUCACACACUUCCUGAAUGUUUGGAGGAGACUUCCUCCCAAAGACUCACCAUGACCUCAUACAGCACCAAGCCCCCCCCCCCCCCCCCCCCCCCCAAACCUGUGGAGCCUGACACCUGCUGGUGAAAAGCAGCUCUCCUAUUGGCUGGUUCCAGGUGAUGUCACGCUGAAAGUUAGGAGCUCAACUUAAACUGGACCCAAAAAAUAAAACCUAAUUAAUGAAUUAAAUUAAAAUAAAUAAAUAAAAACGGGAAAAUUAAAAAUAAUAAAGAUAAUAAUAACAAUAAGAAAGGGUCCCACAGGAAGUGAAGACAAUUAUAGACUGGACUUUGUCCUGCAGACGUUUAGCAGAUGGACUCAUCACUUCCUGCUCUUCACCUGCAGCCGUCAGGCUCCACAUCCCUCUGACAUCACAUCUGACCGUCCAAUCAGAUGCUGCUCUGCUCCUCAGACUCCGUCCAGGUGGACGCGGCUGCACUUUGCUUCAUGUCUCAGCUCUGACGGACGACUCGUCUCGUUCCUGAACGAAGUGACCUCAUGGAAACACUCACAAACACUCGACCUCACAGGCGGCGGUGAAACAUUACUGCGUAUAUCUACUCGAGUACUGUACUCAAGUAUUUUCUGCUACUUAAUAAACUUGUGCUGCACUACGUUCAUCUGAAGGAUCAUUUUCAGAUCGAGAUUUAACGUCUGAUCAGUUUAACAGACGUGACGCACUCUGAUAAAUCCAGCGACUCAGUUUACUGAGAAGCUCCGAUGAGUUAAUACUCUAAUAGUAAUUGAGUACUUUGACUUUUACAUGUGAUACCUGCAGUACUUUUUGAUGCUUGUACUUGUACUCAAGUAAAAGAUGAGUGUUCCACCGCUGCUCAAAGAUCACUGACAGUUUUUACCUCCGGCUCGUUCAGCAGAGACUCAAAAGUUCACGAGCUGCGACGUUUCAGAUGUUAAAGAAUAUUUCAUGUCUUUGUAAUCAGGUUUAUGAAGGUGGAUCAGACCUGCACAUGAUAUUUCUACUGACACUCAAUGUUUGUGCCAAAAAUAUUUUAUCAACUUUUUUUUUUUUCAGACAUUUUACAUUUUUUGGCUAUUUUAUCAUUUUUUUCUGACAUUUUUUUGGACAUUAUUUUCAAGUUUUUUUCCGAAAUUUUUCCAGCAUAUUUUUGUUUUUCAUAGAUGUUAGGGUUAUAUGUGUCUCAGGCCUUUUGAAAGAGAAACAGACAUUUUUAACAGAUAUUUUUCAGUUUGAAUCUCAGUUUGAAUCUUUAAAAAUUUACAUCACAUUUGAAACUUUUUGGAAACACAGUGAUGAGUUUGAGACGUUUACUGAAGCACUAAAACUUUACAGAGUGAAUCUGAAGCGAGGACACACUGUCUGCUCCUCGGUCCCAGUUUCACCAGUAAACACAGUCACUGGGUUCCCGUCUCUGACCUCAUCAUCAUCUCUUCUGUUUGUAUCGACGGCUGAUUGUUUUCUACUCUGAAGGACUUCCUGUUUUUACAUGUUUGUGUGUUCGGUACAAAAUCUGCAAUAAACACGUGAAUGUUUCUG